AUGAGCGGUUUCGAUUCUGUGGGCACGCUGCUGGCUGACAUUGCAAAUCGUCUUCUUGAAGGACUGCGCAUAUUUAGUCUCGCCGACAAGAGGCAUUGGCGUCAGGACGAGUACGAACAGGUCAAGGCACUGGAGGAAGCUCUGAACGAGGCCAAGAAGGACUUCCAGGAGCUAUGUCCGUUAGUCAACGGACAAUCUCAAUACGAGCAUGAUCGAAAAUACGAGACGAUGCAAGAGCUGAGGCUCCUUCGCGACAAGUUUCGUGCUCAUGUUCAGCUCCUUAGGGACUGGAGUCGAUCGGGCGGACCAAUUGACCCUGUGUGGGUACGAGAAACUCAUUCUCUUCAGCGAGAAUUACACCGAGCACAGUGCCGAGCAGCCAGGCGCGUGUUUACAUCCUCUCAGGAGUCCUCGCAAAGAUGUCUGGGCGCUUUUCUGGUACGGCGCACUCAGGCGAAGGUUGCAGUCCAGCCGAAUCGGCAAGUGUCAGAGGCCGACUAUCAAAGGCGCCAGUUGGAAGAGCUAGGUGCAUGCACAAAAAUCGGAUCGUUUGAUCGAUUCGGGGAGGAGGACAUGGUUUUUAUUUGCGACUUUUGCGACGGCCACUUGAUAUGGGAGGAUCUCGAAAACGUCCCGAACGAACGAACAGCUGCAUCUUUGCCGAGACGGCAAGGAAAUAGCCAGCAUUGGCAAGCUACCGGCACAAGUUCAUCGGGCCCACAAGAGAAGCUGGUGAUAUUCCCGCCGAUAGCAGUUGCCAACCAUUUGGCCCCGUUGCACGGCGACUGGCAGGCAAGACUACUGUGUCCUUUUUGUGAAGACGAAGCCAAAAAGCCGCAGGACGAGGAUGAUGAGGAAGAAUUGUACAAGCCGAAUGACGAGUUUGAAGAUGUAGCAUCGUUACAGGAACACAUGGAGUGGCAACACGUCGAGGUUGUUGUUCCCAGUGGGCAACAGUCAGGUAACUGCACCGUCAUGUAG
Messenger RNA from Metarhizium robertsii ARSEF 23, 981 nucleotides. RefSeq lists its product as uncharacterized. NCBI's taxonomy places the organism in Eukaryota, Fungi, Ascomycota, Sordariomycetes, Hypocreales, Clavicipitaceae. The transcript has 2 exons. The record is from RefSeq and is a predicted model, not a curated record. Bases 1 to 981 code for a protein of 326 amino acids.